Mesocricetus auratus (golden hamster) is the source of this 3122-nucleotide messenger RNA. It is a transcript of the gene Lrrn2, whose product is annotated as leucine rich repeat neuronal 2. The record is from RefSeq and is a predicted model, not a curated record. Gene Ontology annotation, molecular function: protein binding. The coding region runs from base 346 to 2484 and encodes 712 amino acids. The transcript is spliced from 2 exons. NCBI's taxonomy places the organism in Eukaryota, Metazoa, Chordata, Mammalia, Rodentia, Cricetidae.
CGGCAUCGCGACCACUCCCAGGACAGGUGCAGGUUGGGGAAGAAGCUUUCCGGGCCUGGGUGGCAGCGCGUCGCGGAGCAAUGUCCCCAGCCGGGAGGCGAGCGACAGACAUAGGACGGCUCCCGCGCGGGCUGCCUGACGAGGAAAUGAGUGGAACCCAGUCCAAUGCACAAAGAUGAAGAGCCACACCCAAGAGGGCAUGAAGUGAUGCCCACCCACCCCGUGUAGAAUGACUGCCUUGAGAGGCUGGCUCCCCAGACCCUGGCAAGGCUGCUGACCCUCAGUCCGCACGUCGUGAAGAGCAGGACUCUUCCUGUGGAGGGGCCCCUGCCUUCCAGCUCCACCAUGAGGCUCCUUGUGGCUGCCCUCUUGCUAUCUUGGGCGGCUGGUACCCCUGCUGCAGUACCCGUGGUACCCUGGCGUGUGCCCUGCCCUCCUCAGUGUGCCUGCCAGAUCCGGCCCUGGUACACACCCCGAUCAUCUUACCGAGAGGCCACCACUGUGGACUGCAAUGACCUCUUCCUGACAGUAGUGCCCCCAGGGCUCCCUGCGGGCACGCAGACCCUGCUCCUGCAGAGUAACAGCAUCAGCCGAAUAGACCAGGCUGAACUUGCCUACUUGACCAACCUUACAGAGCUGGAUCUGUCCCAGAACAGCUUCUCAGAUGCCCGAGACUGUGACUUGCAGGCCCUGCCUCAGCUGCUGAGCCUACAUCUGGAAGAGAACCAGCUAAGCCGGCUGGAGGAUCACAGCUUUGCUGGGCUGAGCAGCCUGCAGGAACUCUAUCUCAACCAUAACCAGCUGUGCCGCAUCGCCCCCAGGGCCUUUGAAGGCCUCAGCAACCUGCUGCGACUGCACCUCAACUCCAACCUGCUCAGGACCAUCGACAGCCGCUGGUUCGAGAUGCUGCCCAACUUGGAAAUCCUCAUGAUUGGUGGCAACAAGGUGGAUGCCAUCUUGGACAUGAACUUCCGACCCCUGGCCAACCUGCGCAGCCUGGUGCUGGCAGGCAUGAGCUUGCGGGAGAUCUCGGACUAUGCUCUGGAAGGACUGCGAAGCCUGGAGAGUCUCUCUUUCUACGACAAUCAGCUGGCCCAGGUGCCCAAGCGGGCAUUGGAGCAGGUUCCCGGGCUCAAGUUCCUAGACCUGAACAAAAACCCAUUGCAGCGGGUAGGGCCGGGAGACUUUGCCAACAUGCUGCACCUCAAGGAGCUAGGACUGAACAACAUGGAGGAGCUGGUCUCCAUCGACAAGUUCGCCUUGGUGAACCUCCCUGAGCUGACCAAGCUGGACAUCACCAACAACCCACGGCUUUCUUUCAUCCAUCCCCGCGCCUUCCACCACCUGCCCCAGAUGGAGACCCUGAUGCUCAACAACAACGCUCUCAGUGCCUUGCACCAGCAGACAGUGGAGUCACUGCCCAACCUGCAGGAGGUGGGGCUCCAUGGCAACCCCAUCCGCUGCGACUGCGUCAUCCGCUGGGCCAAUGCCACGGGCACCCAUGUCCGUUUCAUCGAACCACAGUCUACCCUGUGUGCUGAGCCUCCAGACCUCCAGCGCCGCCCAGUCCGGGAGGUGCCAUUCCGGGAGAUGACAGACCACUGCCUACCCCUCAUCUCUCCCCGCAGCUUCCCCUCCAGCCUGCAGGUGGCCAGUGGAGAGAGCAUGGUACUUCACUGUCGGGCCCUGGCUGAACCAGAGCCUGAAAUCUACUGGGUCACUCCAGCCGGAGUCCGACUGACACCUGCUCACGCAGGCAGGAGGUACCGGGUGUUCCCUGAGGGGACCCUAGAGUUGCGGAGGGUGACAGCAGAAGAGGCGGGGCUAUAUACCUGUGUGGCCCAGAACCUGGUCGGGGCUGACACUAAGACAGUUAGUGUUGUGGUUGGCCAUGCUCCCUUCCAGUCAGGCAGGGACAAGGGACCAGGACUGGAACUCCGUGUGCAGGAGACACACCCAUAUCACAUCCUGCUGUUUUGGGUGCCCCCACCCAACAUAGUCUCCACCAACCUCACCUGGUCUAGCACCUCCUCCCUCCGGGACCACAAAGCCACUGCUUUGGCUCGACUGCCCCGGGGUACCCACCGCUACAACGUUACCCGCCUCCUUCCGGCCACAGACUACUGGGCCUGCCUGCAAGUGGCCUUUGCCGAUGCCCACACCCAGUUGGCUUGUGUUUGGGCCAGGACUAAAGAGGCCUCUCCUUGCCACAGAGCCCUGGGGGACCGGCCUGGGCUCAUAGCCAUCCUGGCUCUUGCUGUCCUCCUGUUGGCAGCUGGGCUUGCGACCCACUUUGGCAGAGGCCAGCCCAAGCAGGGGGUGGGUGAGAAGCCUCUACUUCCAGUCUGGGCUUUCUGGGGCUGGAGCACUCCCUCUGUCCGAGUAGUGUCUGCACCCCUUGUCCUGCCCUGGAAUCCAGGGAGGAACCCACCCAGAUGCUCCAAUGGGGAGACAGUGUCACCACCAUUGUCUCAACAUUCCUGAAGCUCCGCCAGGUCUCAGCAGUAGAGAAAUAACUAGGACAACUCUACACUAAAAGGGAAGUGAUCUGGGCCAGACACCUGCCGGAAAGUGGCGUUGCUCCACGUGCUUGAGGCCUGGCAGCUUGACCAAGAAAGACGGGGCUCUGUGGCUCCUGGGGGUGCUCUUGGAGCUUCCAAAAUGGUUGCUGUGGCCUUCUGGGGGUCCUCAGCUGCUAUUCUGAGGAGUGUCUCCAAGGAACAGGAAGGACUCUGCCUAGAGCCUCCUACCUCCCCAGAGGCUUCUGGACCCAGCUUGGCUGUUCCCUGCCUGUGUCCCUAGGCCCCGGCCCACAGGAUAUUGCCCCUCCCUCUCUUUCUUUGUACAGUCUCAGUUGCUUGCUCAUCCCCCUCCUGGGCAAGGGCUGAAAGAGGCCUCUCCGUCUUGGGAGCCUGUCCCAAAGUGGGAGUGUCCCCAGCUGGAUCUGAAGGAUAUUCGGGGAGAGGGGUAUCCAGAGAUGCCUCAUCUCAUAGCCUGGGCUCUAAAGUUGACUUUCUAUAGGCAGUUUUGUACCUUUGUGGAGAAAUGUGUCACCUGUCCCCAACCGAUUCACUCUUUUCUCCUGUUUUGUAAAAAAUAAAAAUAAACAAUAACAACAACAA